Aspergillus homomorphus CBS 101889 is the source of this 822-nucleotide messenger RNA. RefSeq lists its product as uncharacterized. The record is from RefSeq and is a predicted model, not a curated record. Bases 1 to 822 code for a protein of 273 amino acids. The transcript has 3 exons. NCBI's taxonomy places the organism in Eukaryota, Fungi, Ascomycota, Eurotiomycetes, Eurotiales, Aspergillaceae.
AUGUCUCACGAUGACACCAACACUGCCUUCAUCUCUCCAGGAAAGAAAUACAUUGCCAUGGUUGAAGUUGUCAUCUUCUCAGUCAUCCAGCUGGCCCAAUUUAUCAUGCGGUAUAACCAGGAAUGGCUCUACUGGCACCAUAGACAACGGAAGCGACCUGCACGGUGCUUCUUCUAUUCCUGGUGGGGGCUUCUAGGCCUAUUGGCCCAGAUCCGAAUCGCCGGUUCGGCCAUGGUGAUCUCAAACCCCAGUCCAAACCAGCCGAUGCUCAUAGCAGAAUCCGUCCUGGAAAGCAUUGGUCUUUCGCCUCUGUUGUUUGAAGUGAGCCUCGUGCUCCUCCGAAGUGGACAAGCAGGUCGCACUGGCCCCGGCAAUUCCCGUUACCCCAAGCAUAUCCGAUUUCUCCUGCAUUUCUUCAGAUUUCCAGUCAUACUUUCCUUAGACGUGGUGGUAGUGGGGGAGUGUACUGGCAUUCGUGACUGCAUGUAUGCAGGAGCAGCCGUGUUCGUCGCCACAUUCUGGUUCGUGUGUGGCCUUGUGAUGUGGCUGGCGGUUGUCUACCGUUCCAUUCUCUCAGCUGCCGGACUAAGCUGUGUGUUGAUUGUGAUGGGCGCUCUUCCUUUUCUAAUGGUCAGAGUGGCAUUUUUCCUGCUAGGGGAGUUUGGGCCACAGAAGUUCAGCCCAAUGGACGGCAGCGAGGGUAUCAUGGUGGGCAUGGGACUAGUGAUGGAGGUUUUCGUUGUUAUCAUUCUGCUGUUGGCUCGUGCCGUAGCAGAGCCCUUCUGGCCUGUGACCCAAGCUCGGACUGACUCAGAAGCCUGA